AUGUGGCCGUUUAGCAGGACGGGUCCUUCGGGUUUCUCAUCCAAGUCGACGGCAGAGGAUGUCACGCAAGGGAUAGAUGGAAGCGGUCUUACGGCCAUCGUCACAGGUCCCGGGCUCUGUGUUUCUUGUGUGUGUUUAUGUUCUUGUAUCAGUAUGGUUUUUUGGUUUAUUCCUCGGGUCGUUACUUUUGCAUGAUUACUUACUACGGGACUCGAACGGUGUGAAUUCUCUCGGAGAUCGAAGGUUACCUUAUUUCGAACUAAUCUGUUCAUGGUUUUAGCCGCGGUGUUCCUCGAACCGUUUACUUGAGGGGCUAAUUCUUGGCGUUCAGUUUGUGCUUUCUGUUGUCGCAUGCCAGAUUUGUUUCGCAUCUGCUAGCGCGUCUCCGUGUAUUUUUGGUUGUGGAUCUUACUUUUUUCAGCUCUGUUUACAUCGGCUCUUGCCAAAUUGUGGAAAUUUGCGUUGUUGUGAAGGGUUAAAGCCACCUGUGAAUCCCCUCGCGAACUAUGUUCAGCUGCUUUCUUUACGAUUAAAUUAUUGGGUAAGAUCCCAGAAAAAAAUUCUUUGGAAGCCUCUCGGUCGCCUCGUGUUGUGAAGUUGACAUUACUUCCGGUGUACUUCUUGUCACUUUGGUGUGGCAGAAUAGAAGUAAGAUUCAGCACUGUUAGAAAUGUGUUCAUGAUAGAGCAUGUUGUGCUUAUCUGUGUAGAAUGUUUAUUUGUCUAAAUUGCCAUGCAGAUCGAACGGAAUACUGCUGCCACUACUCCUUUGAGAAUAAAGAAAAGAUAUAAAAAUCGAUGCACUGUUCCGUUAAUCAUUUUUCUUAUUUUUUCACGUACGUCAACUAUGAAGGAUUAUCUCAUGCUUCUAGGAGAUAGUUGAGCUCAAUUCUAUUGGAGUUUAUUUCUGGUGUUUACGUUAAUCAUCUUGUUUUUUUUAAUCAGGAGCAUCAGGUGGCAUUGGGGCUGAAACUGCAAGAGUUCUUGCACUUCGUGGUGUUCAUGUAAUUAUGGCUGUGAGAAAUUUGUCUUCUGGUGCAAAUGUCAAAGAAUUAAUUCUCAAGGAGACCCCUACUGCAAAAGUUGAUGUUUUGGAGCUAGACCUCAGCUCUUUCGCAUCUGUGAGGAAAUUUGCCUCAGAAUUCCUCUUGUUGAAUCUACCGCUCAACAUUCUCAUGUAAGAUAACUUCCUUAGAGUUCGCAUCACUCUUCAUCUCUUUAGAAUAUUGUCAAACGUAGACUGGUUCAUUUCAUCAUCACCAUCGGAAAUGUUUAAUAAUUUAUUUGAUCUUUGUCUGAAGUAACAAUGCAGGAAUUAUGGCGAGUCCUUUUUUACUCUCAGUGGACGGUUUAGAAUUGCAGUUUGCGACGAACCAUGUUGGUAUGCAUUUAUUAUUCUGUCGCAGUCGACUUUUUUAUGCUCGGCCUGUGGGGUAUUUUUAGACAGGUUACAUAUCAGCAGUCCGAUUGAGAGUUUUUUUUUCUAAAUAACCAUGACCCGCUAGUUAUUUUCUCCUUUUUUUCUCAAGUAAUAGGAAAAAGAUCAGUAAGAAUCACAACAAAGGUUUAUGAAGGGCUCAGAUGGCCAUCGUUAGAUAACAUUUUGAAUUUUUUCAUUGUUCUCCUUUUACGAAGUUCAAACCUUUCGAAGAAGAAAGAUUUUCAUUACUCUCCCCUCUGGUCCGUGAUUCUAAACUGGGCAAGCCAUCAUUGUUCUAGCCCAUACCUGCCUUCUAGGGGAAGCGGUCCAAUGGCAUCAUCCUGCAAAUUUAUUACCCCCAAACAUUCUUGGGCUUGGGGUAUAUGUGACUCUCCACUGUGUGACAAUAUAUGUUAGGGGGAUUACCCAUUUAGGAUCUGGCUAUUCAUGGAAGGUGUUAGAGAUCGUGGGUUAGAAUUCUGAUGCUUUCUAAGGGAAUUUUCCAAUAGUGGGCUAGGGAUCUCAUAAGUGCCUUCUCAGAUGAACGGAGAGUAUCAUAGGGAAGAAAACAGGUGGUGAUGUCAUUUCAUGCUAUUGAUGGUCUUGCUGAAAUUCCGAAGGAACUCAAGGAGCACGAUAUUUAACCAAGUGUUACGCAGAACAAGUCUUCUAUAUUAGGCUUUACUUCUAUUUUUCCUUUCUGUCCUAUUAUUAGAUGUAUUUUCCCUUUUUCGUGUUCCCAUUAUUAGACCUUUCCGUAAUACCGGAAAGGUUUAUUAGACGCCAAUAUAAAUACUGGUGUACUGCCCUGAGAAGGGCUAAGUCAGUUUUUCCCUUUCUUGCUUCUGCUGUAUCUCGUAACACCAAGUGCUAGAUAUGAUCUUUUCGUAGUUUCUGUGAAGUAAUGAAUGAUAUUUCUUGGGUAUGGAUGUUUUUAUCAAAGUAAAGUGUUUGGUCAUGGAUGUUUCUAAUAAAAGAAGAAUUCCCUGUUAAAAGCUAGAAGUUUCCAUCCACUUUCAGAGAAACAAGCUGUAAGUUUCUAAUUUACUAGAUUGUCAGCUCUUGUAAAUAGAUCUACAAGGAACAUAGAAUCUAUCACAAGUUGGGAGAAGCUGUUUCUUCUAGAAAGAAGAAAAUAAAAUUUGAUAAUCCUAUUGUUUUGCGCAAAAAAUGUGCUUGUAAUUAGUGCUAAGAAUUUUCCCUUAUUGUUUAUUAUAGAAACAUGAUUAUGAAGACAGGGUAGGUCUUACUUGGAUGACACCAAGACGCUGACAUGAUUACUCUUUCGUUAGACGUAGUGUCAUUUAUGUCGUCUGCAUAACAAAAGUCAAAACAUUAGCUCGCGUAUGAGUGGGAGUGUUAAAAGUAGUCACUCAUUUUUCAUCAUAGAAAUAAACCCAUGAUUGUAAAGAUGGUCGACUGUAGCUAAUUGGUUUUGAGUUUGACUUUUUGAUAUCUCUAAUACGUCACAUAUCAUAAAACAAAGUGUUCAGGUUGUAGUUUUUAGAUAAUAUUUUGGUCAGUAAAUUAUGGAGAGAGAGAUGAGAUUUGCAAUUUUUUUCAGGCCAUUUUCUCUUGACUAAUCUUCUAUUGGAGAAUAUGGAAAGUACAUCUCGUAAUUCCAGUAUUGAAGGAAGAAUUGUGAAUGUUUCAUCUGAGGCACAUAAAUUUGCAUACUCUGGAGGAGUUCGAUUUGAUAAGAUCAACGAUCCAUCAGGGUAUAACUCUGUUAGCCUGUUUUCUGGUUCAUAUAUUUAUAUUUGUACGGAUGAAGACCUCGAGAAACAUCACUAUUAUUCGAUUUUUACAGAUUUAACACAAUAUGCGCUUAUGGUCAAUCAAAGCUUGCCAAUAUAUUACAUGCAAAUGAGCUUUCCCGUCGCUUCAAGGUAUUUUUUGUGGGCUUCUUUCGUUGCCUGAAAAUCAGAUAAUUUUCGCCUAUUAACGAGGUGCUCAUUGAUGUUCAACUUCAACACUAGUCACAUUGAGUGUCUUCUGUUCAGCGAGGUUCCUUGUUUUGCUAUUGAGGAUAAUUUUCCUGUACUCAGUAACCUAGAAUUAUCGAGUUAAGAUAUCCUGCCGCUGAACCUGCUAGUCGGAUAAAAUGUUGUUUUUAGCACUGGUUUUAAUAUAUGCAGGAAAGGGGGACGAAGAUAACUGCUAAUUCUCUACAUCCCGGGACGAUCUUCACAAAUCUUCUAAGAUAUCAUAGUUUUGUUGACUGUAAGAUGACUCGCUCUUUCUUUCUUUCUUAUUUAUACGAUCAACUUCUAUAAUAGUCCUUUUUCCCUUCUUUAUAUUAGUAGAACCGUGGAUCCCACUUAACAUAUGAAGCUGAAGGGAAAAACAUACCCAUGUCAGAAAUGGUGAUUUCCGAGGGAAACCUUUCGUAACCAUAGAGAUGUUUAAAAUUGUGAUGUCUUAGAAUGUCUUUCAUUGGCAUCUUUGAUUGCACUUCACAUUUAAAAUUCUAUAUAUUAUACUUUCGUGAUUUGAUUUUAUAGAACAUAAUGGGUCUCUGGUAUUUGAAUCUGGUUUGAUGUUUGUCUCCGACGCUGAUGAAGUAUUUAUGCUCUGAACUGGCAACCGGUAUGGAAGACACUUGGAACCCAGUUCUGGAGUUGGUUCAUGGCUAUGUAGAGUCCGCUAUCGGAGACAAUUGAAUCUAGAUAUUUAGAAGAAACUUUUGCACAUCUGCAAAAGUAUGGUGACCCAGAAAGAUACGAUUUUUCAAUUGUUAUCCAGUACUAUAAAUUAUACAGCAGAUGGAGAACAUGCCGCAGAAAAGCCGACUUUUUGCCUUGUCUUUGAGAAACCUGUAAAAUAUCAUUAAAUAUUAGCUUAAUUUCCUCCUCCGUUCUGGUAGACGACAAACAUAACAAGUCCUAGCAAACGGAGAGCGGAUACAGAUGAUGAUCAAAUGAUACAUUUCAAGUUUUUUUCAGCUUGGUUCGUGCUGCAACCGAUUUACUAUUGUUUUGAUAUUUCUUCUUUACUACUCUGUCACUUUCAAAUUUCGGAUUGACUUGGUAUGAGUAUCUCAUCCGUUCUACACAUUUUGUUGAAAAAUGAAAACAAGUUCUCCUUUGCUGACGACUUCUUCAGGAUCAUUAAUUAUGGUUAAAAUCUAAUGAGUCAGGCGAGAUGAAACGGGGAUGCACAUGCCUAAUGAUUAGCUGAGAGAAAAUUUGUGCCUAUUUCUUCCUGUACAGGGGAAGAUGAAUCAAGAUGAGGCGUGACUAGUCAAUUCCUGAAUUGGAAAGAAUCCAUUCUUCAACAUAGUUUGGCUCAGAUUUUAUUUGACCAAUCUCAGAUUGUGCUGUUCUAAUUAUUCCUACACUGAGCAGUCCUAUACGGAUUUUUAAUUGUUUACUUAAUUCGCUAUUUGGAAGAAUGAGCACUUGCUUCCCCAGAUACUAUUCAUGGGCUAAUAUAGAAGAAAUUUCUGUUUCAGUACUUGUGAGGAAAAUAGGGCGGUUGGUGCUCAAGAAUGUUCAGCAGGUGAGCCAAAAUCCUACUGUGAAAUUAUAUUCGGAGCAUAUUAGAAACACAUUUUUCCUCGAAAUCUUCAAGCAAACAACUCCGAAUGAUCCGAUUUAGUUGAUUCAUGGACUCGUGUCAUUUCAUGGGCUGCCUCCGGGGAGCCCCCUGCUUAUAUCUCUGGGUUUCUUUCAACAGGGGGCUGCAACAACAUGCUACGUUGCGUUGAAUCCCCAGGUCCAGGGAGUCAGCGGAAAAUACUUUGAAAACAGCAACUUAGCCUCCCCGAAUGCCAAAGCUACAGACCCCGAUUUGGCAAAAAAGCUUUGGGAUUUCAGCAUGGCCUUGGUCGGCUGA
Molecule: messenger RNA, 5256 nt
Organism: Spirodela intermedia
Lineage: Eukaryota; Viridiplantae; Streptophyta; Magnoliopsida; Alismatales; Araceae
Source: the annotation of a GenBank genome assembly